UGUCACAUGUAGUUACACAGUAAUAACAGUAAAUUAUGCAUAAUUGCGUGCAAUUUUCCUAAUAGUAAAAUGUUAAUUAUUCAUUCUCAGUAUUUAAAUGUGCAAUUAGGCCUACAGUAACCACUGACUUCCAUAGUAUGAAAAAAGGAAGUUAAUGGCUACCGCCAACUGUUCAGAUAGUAAUAUUUUUUUGUAAUUGUCAAUAUAUUCUUUUGUGCUCGACUGAAGAAAGAAACUCGUAGAGGUUUGGAACAAUUUGAGAAUGAGUAAAUGAUAGAAAUCGCAUUUUGGGUGAACGGUUCCUUUAAAUGACUGAUAUAUGCGGCCUGCACAUACAAGGGAAGAAAAGCCAUAAAUAUGCACAACGAUGAAAUCACACUCUGAACAUUGUUUCAAAUCUCAAGAGGCUUUGAGAGAUAGACGAUCGACUAUUCAGUUCUUACCGCCUUCGUCAUGAUGGGGUUGGACUGUAGAAAAAGAAAGGAGGAGUCGUGGUUUUAAUAUAGAAAACAUGUUUUUUUUUGUUGUUGUUUGUUUUUUCAUUGUUGCCUAUUAUGUGUUACGAAAUAAACGAAUUACAGGCUUGUUUAAAAACGCCGAUUUUUUUUUUGUGGGUGAAUUGCACAAUAUGACCCAUUUGUUGGUCAGUAGGGGAACAUACCAUUGGGGGGGGGGGGGGUUUGGCGACGCAACCCAGCAGUAGCAGCAGAUCUUCAUCGCCACGUCGCGCUGACAGCAAGAAAGAGAAGAUUAAUAGCCCGAAGCUGAUGAGCACGCUCAUAGAGUUGCCACUGCUUUUGAAGUAUAUGGCAUUAUUCGUGCUCUUCGGACUCCUCAUCCUCAGUCCACAAACUUCUGCGUCUUGCAGUGACGCGAGGUCGAGCAGAGAAGACGCCGAGCGCUUUCGGGUUGAACAAGCUGCGCCUUUAGGACCCAAACGACCCCCACAUAUCAUCUUCAUACUGACAGAUGACCAGGGUUUCAAUGACAUCGGAUAUCACAACAGACACAUCCGCAGCCCGACGCUGGAUAAGCUGGCUUCACAAGGAGUGCGCCUGGAGAACUACUAUGUCCAGCCGCUGUGCACCCCGUCCCGCAGCCAGCUCAUCACAGGCAGAUAUCAAAUUCACACUGGCCUCCAGCACUCCAUCAUCAGACCACGUCAACCCAGCUGCCUCCCUCUGGAUGUGGUCACACUCCCUCAACGCUUACAGGAAGUCGGUUACUCCACUCACAUGGUGGGGAAGUGGCAUUUGGGCUUCUAUCGGAAAGACUGUUUGCCCACACGUCGGGGAUUUCAGAGCUACUUCGGUUCAUUGACCGGCAGCGUAGACUAUUAUACAUAUGGCUCAUGUGACGGCAAGUCAUUGUGUGGCUUUGACCUCCACGAAGGUGAGUCAGUGGCAUGGGGGAAAGCGGGGAAGUACUCAACUCACCUCUACACCCAAAGAGUGCGCAAAAUCUUAGCAACACACGACUCAACCAGUCAGCCUCUUUUUAUCUUCCUUUCCCUUCAGGCGGUGCAUACACCUCUAAAGCCACCCAAAGAGUACAUCUACCCAUACCGCCGCAUGGGCAAUGUCCCCCGCAGGAAAUACGCAGCCAUGGUUUCUAUCGUUGACGAGGCAGUCCGAAACAUAACUUACGCGCUGCGAAAGUAUGGCUUCUACCAUAAUAGCAUCGUCAUCUUCUCCACUGACAAUGGAGCCCAGCCAUUAACAGGGGGCAGUAACUGGCCUCUACGAGGGUGCAAGGGGACAUAUUGGGAAGGUGGCAUUAGAGGGGUGGGUUUCGUGCACAGUCCCUUGAUACGCCAUCGAAGAAGGGUCAGCAGAGCCCUUAUACACAUCACUGACUGGUAUCCAACUCUAGUUAGACUUGCUGGGGGCAAUGUGUCGCAGCAUCAGGGCUUAGACGGGUUUGAUGUUUGGCCUACCAUUAGUGAAGGAAAGGAAUCCCCACGAAUGGAAAUUCUGCACAACAUCGACCCUCUUUAUAGGCGGAGUCAGGGCUCGUUGAAGGACGGCUAUGGAUUGUGGGACACCACCGUGCAAGCAUCCAUCAGAGUGGGCGACUGGAAGCUUUUGACGGGUGACCCUGGCCAUGGGGAUUGGGUGCCGCCCCAGAUCCUUACAAACUUCCCUAGCAGCUGGUGGCACCUGGAGCGACAGAUUGAAAUAAAAAGACAAUCAGUUUGGCUCUUCAAUGUUACAGGCGACCCUUAUGAACGGCAUGACCUUGCAGCGCACAGGCCUGACGUCGUCAAGGAACUGCUAGCACGGCUAGUGUUUUACAAUCGCACUGCAAUACCUGUUCGCUACCCGCCAGAUGAUGCCCGCGCUAACCCCAGUUUGAAUGGCGGUGCAUGGAGACCUUGGGUGAACGACGACGAAAAGCAGGAAAACUGGGAUGGAAUUUAUUACAAGAGAGGAAAGAAUCGCAAAAGAAAGAAAUGUAGGCUCUGCAAAGUACAAUCGUUCUUCAAGAAGCUUAAUUUAAAGAUUAUGUCAAAACAAAUAUAAGAUUCUUCU
Messenger RNA from Carassius carassius (crucian carp), 2531 nucleotides. It is a transcript of the gene arsib, whose product is annotated as arylsulfatase family, member Ib. Lineage: Eukaryota; Metazoa; Chordata; Actinopteri; Cypriniformes; Cyprinidae. The record is from RefSeq and is a predicted model, not a curated record. Gene Ontology annotation, molecular function: sulfuric ester hydrolase activity. The transcript has 2 exons. The coding region runs from base 768 to 2522 and encodes 584 amino acids.